CUAUGGACAGGUUGAAAAUGGACCAGUUUUUAUAACCUUUAUAUAGCCAUUACCAUGUCAGUACGUGCUGUCAUUGUAGCAAACUAAUGCGCUAGAUGUCCUAAUGAAGAGUAUAGUACUAAGACUGGCACCAAAGGCUUGUCAUGGACAAUGCCGCAUUGCAGUCAGCUUGCAAGAAUGGCCAAGAACGGUAGGAUAACGGUGGUGGUGAGGCCCAGAAAGUUGUCUUCUUCCAAUAAUAAUAGACGUCAAAAGAUUCAUCCGACGUCAUCAACGCCAUUUAAUUUCGAUUGGUCGUUGAAGCCGAUGACAGUUUGGUUUCAGCUGUUUGGACUCCAGCCUCCAAUCAUCAACAAAGAUCAAAAGGAUCGUCGAUUCCUGUUACUCAUUCCAGUCACAAUCAUCUUUUACGUGCUGACGAUUGGCUGCAACACGUUCGUUAUGUCUCAGACCAAGUGGAUUAUCGAGACGAAAAAUUAUACCAGCAUCACUCAAGAUUGGAAUUCAAUCAUUAAUCAAGUAAACUAUUGUUUUCUUACGACCACGACUCAUUCGGCCCUUUUGUUUGUCAGUUAUUUCAUGUCGUGGAAGCGAUUAACGGAUCUUCUUCGACGACUGGAACAAGGUGCCCAGUUCGACAACAGCCACUACAAGAAAUUCCGACGUAUAUUUCAAAUUGGAUCGUGGUUCGUGUUGAUUGAAAUUGCAAUUGAACUUGUUGAAACGCUAAUCUACCGCUUGUGGAUUAGUAGCAUUGUGGCAAGUUUAUCAACGUCACACGUCGUUUUCUCCGCACUGAACAUGGUGUCACUCAUAUUCCCUUAUCUUGGCUCAGUCCUGUUUUGCUCGCUCGGAUGGAUGGCUUCUGUCGUAUUCCAAAUCAUGGCCGAAGAAAUCGAUUCAGCUAAUGUCGAUUCCAGCGACUGCCUGGCUAUGACGUACUUCAUUAACCAAUGGAGGCGUCGUUAUUUCCUCGUUGUGGAAUUUGUAGACGAAAUGAGCCGCCAUUUUGGGGUUUUUUUGUUGGUUGUUACUGCAUCGGAAUUCGUUCGAAUGACCAACACUUCUUUCCAUUUAUUGACGGAAUUACUCGGCCAUCGAUGGACAUUGUCCACCAUCCUCAUCGCCGUCGACUACAUCAAGGAAACCCUUUGUUUUUGUUUCCUGCUUUACAUCCCUUCUCGAAUUUAUCGCGAGGCCAACGAUAUGAUAAGGAAACUGCGAAUGACUGAUGCCAACGAAGUCAGCUUACAAAACCAGAUGAGAUUUCUAGCCGAAGAAAUGAUCCAAUCACUUCCUAAUAUCACACCAAUGGGAAUGGUUCACAUCAAUGUUCAGCUCAUUCCGACGUUGAUGGGAACGACCUUGACGUAUUUAAUUAUCCUUUGUCAAUUUCAGUCAUUGGAGACAAUUGAUGACAAAAGGUAAUGAGGAAGUCGGACUACGUGCAUUUCUUUUUUUGGUUUCAAUUCCAAGAAGAGCCAUCGGACUACGUGACACAAAAGAAUUGUAAAAAUUUUUUUGCAAAAGGAAUGUCAAAGAUUAAACCCUAUCGCAAGCACAAAACCGAUGGCCAUCCGGAUUAUACUCUAAAGCAUGUUGAAAGCGAAAAGUCAUAGCUUAAUGCAGCGAUCGUUUUUUUUUUUCUCGCAACAGUUCAACGGGUUUAGAUCAUUGUGCAAGGUUUCGUGAACGUAUCGAUCGAGACUGUCGUAAUUUGGUCAUAUAUCAAUAGGAAAAUCCUGUUUCCAUAUCUCUGGCAUUGACGUGGCGAGCUAACGAGCUGAGAUAACAGGAUUACACUUUGUU
Molecule: messenger RNA, 1809 nt
Organism: Daphnia carinata
Lineage: Eukaryota; Metazoa; Arthropoda; Branchiopoda; Diplostraca; Daphniidae
Exons: 5
Coding region: 151-1428 (425 amino acids)
Biological process (GO): sensory perception of taste
Cellular component (GO): dendrite; neuronal cell body; membrane
Source: RefSeq, a predicted model, not a curated record